AUGGAUAUGCUGACUCUGAUUGGGUGUGUCAUGGAAGGAAAAGAGGUGUAUUUCCCACGACUGAUUAGGCAUAGCAUGUGGAGAGCUCAUAUCCGCGGCUUGCUACUGUUUUCUACACUGGUUACCAGCUUGGCUGAGCUGGCUGAUGUCCCAUGGGAGGACGAUGAUGCGACACCACCGCCCCCAGAUGACGACGAUAAGGAAGUUACUAUUCCAUGGAGUGGAUGGGUGCACGAGAAGCCCUCGACCAGACGUUGUUCUCGGCCUAGAGCUGCAGUUGAGGCAGUAGGACCUUCUUCCUCCACGGCGGCAGCAGUAUCCUUACCACCGCCACCAGCACCUGAGCCGACUUAUCUGUUGGUGCAGCACCUUCUUCAUUUCAUGGGUCAGGAGGAGGAGCAUACUGAGGAGCUAACACAGCAGGAGGCACCACUAGAGACGCAGGCCACCACUGAGGUCCAGCGUGACAUCCCGGAGCCACAGCCAGUACUUGAGCCACAGCUAGUGCCACCUCCAGUUCCACAGCCCGAGCCUGAGCAUGAGCCACAGCCUGGUGCGAUUGUUGACCCUCAUCCCGAGCUUCAGUAG
This is a messenger RNA of Arachis ipaensis, 588 nucleotides long. The record is from RefSeq and is a predicted model, not a curated record. Lineage: Eukaryota; Viridiplantae; Streptophyta; Magnoliopsida; Fabales; Fabaceae.